Molecule: messenger RNA, 1200 nt
Organism: Pseudocercospora fijiensis CIRAD86
Lineage: Eukaryota; Fungi; Ascomycota; Dothideomycetes; Mycosphaerellales; Mycosphaerellaceae
Exons: 3
Coding region: 1-1200 (399 amino acids)
Molecular function (GO): FMN binding; oxidoreductase activity
Source: RefSeq, a predicted model, not a curated record
AUGGCGGCACAGGGAGGCGACCAUGAUCUCAACUGUCUCACAAUCGAGGAGCUUGAGCGUCAUGCGCACGACUUGAUGGACAAGCAGACCCGAGAUUAUUACAACGAAGGUGCGGAUUCUGGGUCGACUUUACGAGAGAACACUACAGCAUACAACAAAUACCGCAUUCGUCCCCGAGUUCUUCGAGAUGUAUCUCAGAUCGAUACCAGCGUCAAUAUCUUCGGUCAUCGUAACUCGCUCCCGCUUGGUGUAGCGCCGACAGCCAUGCAGUGUAUGGCCCACUCGGAUGGAGAGACAGGUACAGCAAAGGCAUGCAAGAACUACAAACUUGUCAUGGGUCUAUCCUCAUUCUCAACGAAGAGUUUGGAAGAGGUGGCAGAGGCUAGCGCAGGAAACCCAAACGUUCUGCAACUGUACUUGUUUGAAGAGAAAGAGCACAGCAAGAAGCUCAUUCAGCGGGCAAAAGCGGCCGGCUUCAAGGCGGUCUUCCUGACCGUUGACACACCAAUUCUCGGACGCCGUAAUCUUGAGCUGAGAAAUCAAUUCAAGCUUCCACCUCAUUUGAAGGUGGCCAAUUUUGCAAUGGAAGAACGAAUGGAAGAGAAAGGUCGUCCGUCUCUGGAAAGACGGCCGUCGCAGGCUGGAUAUCAGGACAAGGAAGGCAAAUGGGUCUCUCCUGUGGGGCCUGUUACAUUCCAUAGCCAUGCCCCGAAUCCGACUCUGACUUGGGAGGACGAUAUCAAUUGGCUCAAGGAACAAUGCCAGCCAGAGAUGCAGGUAUGGGUCAAGGGUAUUGCGACGUCGGAGGAUGCCAUACUAGCACUUCAUCAUGGGGUUGACGGGAUAGUGGUUAGCAACCAUGGAGGUCGACAACUCAAUGGCGCCUUGGCAACCAUCGACGCACUUCCGGAAAUCGCCGAAGCUGUUAGAGGUAAGAUUCCCAUCCACGUUGAUGGUGGCAUAAGACACGGAACAGACGUGUUCAAGGCGCUUGCACUUGGCGCAGACUUUGUUUGGAUUGGUCGACCAGUGCUAUGGGGCCUGGCAUAUAAGGGCCAGAAGGGCGUUGAACUUGCUCUGAAGCUUUUUAGCGAUGAGAUAAAGCUGUGUAUGGCACUUGCUGGGACCACGAAAGUCGAUCAAAUUAGCAAGGAGUAUCUUGUCAAGAUGGAUGGCAGUGGCUUUGUUUCCAGACUCUAG